Molecule: messenger RNA, 783 nt
Organism: Syzygium oleosum
Lineage: Eukaryota; Viridiplantae; Streptophyta; Magnoliopsida; Myrtales; Myrtaceae
Exons: 1
Coding region: 1-783 (260 amino acids)
Source: RefSeq, a predicted model, not a curated record
AUGGACCAAACUAACCAUCAAAAGCUGAGUCGUUUCACAAAGCUGUUACUCUCCAUCUCUGUCUUCUCGCUCUUGUCAUGGAGCUCCAAUUUCCUCUCUUUCCUCCCACCGUGGCACUUCCACCUCUCCCCCUUCCCGCUCCGUCUCGUCACCCCCGCCGUCAGCAAGAACUGCAUCUUCCUACUCUGCAACGGCAUCCUCGUCUUCCUCGCGCAGGACUCGGGCUUUAUCGGCACCAAGACCAGGUCCCGGCACAGCACCACCAAUAAAGAUCCUCCCAAAGAGACUUUGUACGUGAUGGAAAAUAAGUUGCUCGACAUGGACAUCUACGACGGAGUUUUCCCUGACGUUAUGCAAGAGGAUUUCGCCCUUGGAGAAGAAGCCAAAACAUUGAAUAACAACAACAAUAAUCAUGAGGAUUGCGCGGUCGAAGUAGAAAUAGGAAACGUGUGUUUUCAUACGGAAGGAUGUGCACGGUACAACGAUGACGACAACAAAGAAGAAGAACAAGAAGAUAAGAUCGGUUUUUCGACAUUAGAAGCGAGAAACGUAGUCGCAAUAUCUGAUCCCGAUGACGAUGAGGAGUUAGAUGAAUGUGGAGGAGAGAGAGAGGAUGCAACUAUUGAAGAUUACAAAAAUGGCAUGGAGAUAAGGUAUGGGGAUAAUGUGAUGACGGUGGAGGAAUUGGACAAGAAGUUCGACGAUUUCAUUCGGAGGAUGAAGGAAGGAAUCAUGAUCGAAACGCAGCAACAUCAGCAACAACUUCUCUGGUCUAGUGUGUAA